UCUGAAGAAUACAAAUCAGUCUUUAUUCUUCUUCGUAACGUUUCGUUCGCUUUUAAAACGUUUCUUUCAAACUAUGUGCUUUAGCUGAAGUGGUUUUAUUAAACAAAGAUGGAUUUUCGGUUAAUUUUCGUCGCUUUUGUUGUUUUGAGCGGAGUUAGCGCCAGACCAGUGUCAAACGAAGAUAUUCGAGAUGCAAUUUUAUCAAUCGUUAAUAUGAUACGAGCAACGGAGGAUAAAUUGGAGCGCCACGAAUACCGCGAGCGCAUCUUGGGCGAUCAAGUCAAAAAAAGCUUUAUUUCGUUGGAGAAGAGAAUUCGCGGGUUGGAUCAAGGCGUUUUAAGCCGGUUAGAUGAAAGAGUUGCAACUUUAGAGAGUGUUUGGAUCCAAAAGGAUGAAAAGGAAAGGAUUCAGUUGCAAAAAACGUUCGAUGCCGUUGAGGAUAUCCAAAAAAAUUUGCCCAAUAUUGUUGAGAAAUUAAAAACUGAUAUUAUAGCCGAGAUUCGGAACAAACCUGAGCCCAUUAACGUGGAUAACACACCAAAAUUCGAUGAGAUAAAGGAUGUUAUUUCAGGAAAAAUCGAUGCGUUUAGCGUUAAAAUGAAAGAUGUUGGGGAUGCUAUUAAUAAAAUUAAAUUGGAGAUGAACGACGUUAAAAUAAAUCAUAGCAAAGUUAAUGAGCUACAUCAACAAUCAAAUCAGAAUUUAGAUAACGUCGAAAAACAUCUAAAAAAGAACGAAAACGUUCUUGAAAAAUUCGAGAAUAAAUUGGCCGAAUACAACAAUCGCGUCGAUGUUUUUCCCCAAAUUCAAGCCCAAAACGAUUAUAGCCGAAACAUAAUUCAAGCCUUGGAGUCCCAAAAAACAAACGUACAAGAAAUUUUAAGCGAAGUAAAAACAUUAACGACAAAAAUAAAUAAAAUUCCCGAUAAAACCGAUUUAGAAAAUCAUCAAAAUUCCUCAAUAAAUCACCUAAAUCAUCUAAAACAUGACUUAAUAAAUAAUUUAAAUCAAUCAGACGAUGAAACAACAAAAAAAAUUGAUUCGAUUCAAUCAAAAUUGAGCGAAAAUCACUUAAUUAAUGAAAACUCGUUUAAAGAAGUCUCAAAUAUGAUAUUAUCGUUGACGGAGAACGUAGCGACGAGUUAUAACCAAUUAAAAACGGAAGUACAUAGUUUAAAUAAAUUGGAGCAAGUUAUGGUGCAAACGGCGGAUGGGGUUAUGGAUACAAAACGGCGCGUUGAAUACGGGGUGCAUCAAAUAUUAUUGGAAGUCGGCGACUUGGUGAAAGCGCAAUCGAAAAUUGUUAAUAACACGAUGAACGAGAUUUUCAGCCGAUUCGAAUUGUCCGUUUUGGAUGAGGAAACCGGCGCGUUGGCGAAUUUGACCACGAAAAUCGGGGAUGAGAUAGCGCAAGUUUGGCGGCAAAUUGGGAUUAUGCACCAGCAGAUGAGUGCGAGUUCUGAUACUUUGAAUAAGUUGCAGAAUCAGACUGAUUUUUAUGUUAAUGGGUCGCUUAAUGUUAUGGAUAAUAUGAAAGGAAAAGUUGGUAAAAUAACUGAUCGCAUAACAGAAUUAGACGGGAACUUAAAUUAUUUAUUGGGACGAUUAUCGUUGGUUACCCAAGAUUUUAGUAUGGUCAAGAAAGGUUUGGGACAAGCUUUGAGCGAAAUUAGGGCUUCAUUUCAAGAGGUGCAAGAAAAAGUGAAAGAUAACGGGCCGGGGCCGCACAAAAUACAAAACGAAAGUGAAGAAAAUCAACCUGUUAUUUAAAGAAUAACCUAAAAAUUACUAUUAUAGUAACUCAUUUAUUAUUAUUAACAUUUUUUU
Molecule: messenger RNA, 1827 nt
Organism: Onthophagus taurus
Lineage: Eukaryota; Metazoa; Arthropoda; Insecta; Coleoptera; Scarabaeidae
Product: putative leucine-rich repeat-containing protein DDB_G0290503
Cellular component (GO): plasma membrane
Source: RefSeq, a predicted model, not a curated record